Messenger RNA from Erinaceus europaeus (western European hedgehog), 3942 nucleotides. It is a transcript of the gene TSHR, whose product is annotated as thyroid stimulating hormone receptor. The record is from RefSeq and is a predicted model, not a curated record. Gene Ontology annotation, cellular component: membrane. Gene Ontology annotation, molecular function: protein binding; thyroid-stimulating hormone receptor activity. Gene Ontology annotation, biological process: G protein-coupled receptor signaling pathway. Bases 275 to 2566 code for a protein of 763 amino acids. NCBI's taxonomy places the organism in Eukaryota, Metazoa, Chordata, Mammalia, Eulipotyphla, Erinaceidae. The transcript has 11 exons.
CAGGGGGGCUGCGCCCGCCUCCGACUCUGCAGGGCGCACCCGCGAAAACUGUCCAUCCCGGAGUCUGUCCAUCCCUCGGGGGUUGUCCAUCCAUCGGGACUGUCCAUCCCGGGAAUUGUCCAUCCCGGAGCCUCCCCUCCACGGCUGAAGUCACGGCCCCUCCACCUCCUCCUGUCCCCACCCCUCCUCCUGCCUGCCUGCCUGCCUCCAGCCUGCGAGGACUCGGAGGUGCAGAGGGCUGAGGAUGAAGAAGUAAACUCCCGACCUGCAGACAAUGAGGUCCGCGCCCCUGCUGCAGCUGGCGCUGGUGCUCGCCCUGCCCAGGAGCCUGGAGGGCAAGGGGUGUCCCUCUCCGCCCUGUGAGUGCUUCCAGGAGGAUGACUUCAGAGUCACCUGCAAGGAUCUGCACCGCAUCCCCCGCCUGCCACCCAGCACCCAGACCUUGAAGUUCAUAGAGACUCAUCUGAAAGUCAUUCCCAGUUGUGCGUUUUCAAAUCUGCCCAAUAUUUCCAGAAUCUACCUAUCAAUAGAUGCAACUCUUCAGCGACUGGAAUCACAUUCCUUCUACAAUUUGAGUAAAAUGACUCACAUAGAAAUUCGUAACACCAGAAGUUUAACUUAUAUAGAUCCUGGUGCCCUAAAAGAACUCCCCCUUCUGAAGUUCCUUGGCAUUUUCAACACUGGACUUAGAAUCUUCCCUGACCUGACCAAAGUUUCCUCCAUCGAUGUAUUUUUUAUACUUGAAAUCACAGACAAUCCGUAUAUGACUUCCAUUCCUGCAAAUGGGUUUCAGGGACUAUGCAAUGAAACCCUGACGUUGAAACUCUACAACAAUGGUUUUACAUCAGUCCAAGGAUAUGCUUUCAAUGGGACAAGGCUGGAUGCUGUUUACCUCAACAAGAAUAAGUACUUGACAGAUAUUGACAAAGAUGCAUUUGGAGGAGUCUACAAUGGACCGACUUUGCUGGAUGUCUCUUACACCAGUGUCACUACCCUGCCAUCCAAGGGUCUGGAGCACCUGAAGGAGUUGAUAGCAAGAAAUACCUGGACUCUGAAGAAGCUGCCACUGUCCUUGAGUCUUCUUCACCUCACGCGGGCUGACCUCUCGUAUCCAAGCCACUGUUGUGCUUUUAAGAAUCAGAAGAAGAUCAGAGGAAUUCUUGAGUCCUUAAUGUGUAAUGAGAGCAGUAUUCGGAGCUUGCGUCAGAGAAAAUCUGUGAAUGCACUGAAUGGCCCUUUCUACCAGGAAUAUGAAGAUCUGGGGGACAGUAGCGCUGGGUACAAAGAAAACUCCAAGCUCCAGGAUUCCUACAGGAACUCUCAUUAUUACGUCUUCUUUGAAGAACAAGAAGAUGAGAACAUUGGUUUUGGCCAGGAGCUCAAAAACCCCCAGGAAGAGACCCUACAAGCCUUUGACAGCCAUUAUGACUAUACUGUGUGUGGGGGCAAUGAGGACAUGGUUUGCACCCCCAAGUCAGACGAGUUCAACCCCUGUGAAGACAUAAUGGGCUACAAGUUCCUGAGGGUUGUGGUGUGGUUUGUGAGUCUGCUAGCUCUCCUGGGCAAUGUCUUUGUCCUGGUCAUCCUCCUCACUAGCCACUACAAACUGACUGUCCCACGCUUCCUCAUGUGCAACCUGGCCUUUGCAGACUUCUGCAUGGGGCUGUAUCUGCUCCUCAUCGCCUCUGUGGACUUCCACACACACUCUGAGUACUACAACCACGCCAUCGACUGGCAGACAGGCCCUGGGUGCAACACCGCGGGUUUCUUCACCGUCUUUGCCAGCGAGCUGUCGGUGUACACGCUGACAGUCAUCACCCUGGAGCGCUGGUACGCCAUCACCUUUGCCAUGCGCCUGGAUCGGAAGAUCCGCCUCAGGCACGCGUAUGUCAUCAUGGUGGGGGGCUGGGUUUGCUGCUUCCUCCUGGCCCUGCUCCCGCUGGUGGGAAUCAGCAGCUACGCCAAGGUCAGCAUAUGCCUGCCCAUGGACACCGAGACCCCUCUUGCCUUGGCAUAUAUCAUCCUGGUUCUGUUGCUCAACAUAGUUGCCUUCAUCAUUGUCUGCUUCUGUUACGUAAAGAUCUACACCACCGUCCGGAAUCCCCAGUAUAAUGCAGGGGACAAAGACACCAGAAUCGCCAAGAGGAUGGCUGUGUUGAUCUUCACUGACUUCAUGUGCAUGGCCCCAAUCUCUUUCUAUGCUCUGUCGGCGCUUAUGAACAAGCCUCUUAUCACCGUUUCCAACUCCAAAAUAUUGCUGGUUCUCUUCUAUCCUCUGAACUCCUGUGCCAAUCCAUUCCUCUAUGCGAUUUUUACCAACACCUUCCAGAGGGAUGUCUUCAUCCUGCUUAGCAAGUUGGGCAUCUGUAAACGUCAGGCUCAGGCGCACAGGGGCCAGAGAGUUUCUCCAAAGAACAGCACGGGUCUUCCAGGGCCAAAGGCCAACCGGGACAUGAUGCAAGGUCUCCCCAACAUUCAGGAUGACUAUGAACUGCUUGAGAACCCUCAUCUCACUCCACAGAAGCAAGAACAAAGCUCAAAUGAGUACAGGCAAACAGUUUUGUAAGCUGACCCUAAACUACUGGCAGUGGCAUGGGGGUUGAAUAUACAACCCCAUGGCACAACAACUAGCCUAACUAAUCUUCAGACGAGUGAUGCUUCAUGGGACAAGAAUUCACCUCUGUGGACCAGGCAGUGGCACACCUGGUUAAGCGCUCACAUUACAGUGAGCAAGAAGCCAGGUUCAAGCCCCUGCUCCCCAUCUGCAGGGGGAAAGCUUCAUGAGUGGUAACGCAGGGCUGCAGGUGUUUCUCUGUCUCUAUGUCCCCCACCUGACUCAAUUUCUGUCUGUCUCUAUCCAGUAAUGAAUAAAUAAAUAAAUAAAUAAAUAAAUAAAUAAAUAAAUAAUAUUUUAAAAAGAAAAAAGAAUUCAUCUCUGGAAAGGAACUGGCAGUAACUUAAUCAUCACCCCCAAGAAAGAAGAGAGGUUACCAGGAUAUCUAAGUCCAAGGAGAUCUUAUAAGAUUUUCUCAGUAAGUACUGAGAAGACACUGUGUACAAUGCUGAACAAAUAUUGACUGCUCCAUGUCAAAACUGAGCUUCUCUCUUAGAUAACACUUCAUACUGAUAUUUCAGCACAUGCUGUUAAUUUGGUUGGUGGACACAAGAAAAAAUAAUCAGCUAUAUUGUUAACUCAAUCCAACUUCAUGUUCACUAUUAACAACCAAAGAGUCUGAAUUCUUUUAAACUAAAUGGUUGACAUCAUGAAAGGGACAGUUAUUAGAAAAUAGGAGGAGAGGUUUUGAGGGUUUUUUUUUUUUCCCCAGACUCUGAAAUUUUUAAUUAUCUCUUCACAAGAAUCUACCUGAUGUGACCUAAUUAGUACUUUUUGUGUGUGAAAACUGGCAGAGUUUCAGCUUGUGACCUAGCAAACUAAUAACUCAUCUUCUUGGCUAGUUUCAUGGAUAGCAGACAUGAACUCUAGAAAUAUGUUUAAGCAGUAAGAAAUAGGAGUUACGAGUGGAGCACACUAAAUAACCUCUUGAUUAAUAAAGCAGACUGGACACCAGUCUUGGGCAAAUUUCUCAAAACUCAGAAGUCUGAAGCAAUGAAAGCUCUUGCUAUCCUCUUCGUUUAAAAAAUUUUUAUUCCUUUCUCUAAAAGCAUGUUUCUGUGACCAGGAAAAAAGGAAAGCACUUGUGAAGCAGUAUCUGUUUUUCCUAUUCUGUGAAACUCUUCGGAGCCUAUGCGUAUGACCCAGGGGGAAAAAUUUUUUUUUUCUGUUUCAUUUUUUGGUUAUGACAUCUGCACCAAAAAUUCUGUUGAAUGAUCAUAUUGAGCUGGUUCUGAAUCAGUCAUCAAAUUACUAGGCCUACAUAACUAUGAUUAUCAAGCCAGAAUGGAUUGGUAUUCACAUAAUAGAAUAAAAGUUGGCUUUGGAAA